CUCCUGGAGAAGCUGCUGUACCUGCACUGCAGCAGCGCGCGACCCCUCUGCUCCUCUGAGGCAUCACCCACCAUCCAUCCAUCCAUCCAUCCAACCAUCCGCCGGGAACAGGUAUGCACUGUGAGGACUCUGUGAUAGUGAAGCGCAGCUGCAGGCAGAGCACCUCCAACUGAUGAAGACGCAGCGCCAGGACGAGAGAGAUCAGGAAGAAAUCGGUGCAGCGCACAAUUUGCUGAGUGUUUGAUGAAAGCUGAGCGGAGAAGAAACCCGUGCGUCAGCGUGUCCUUGCACCGCGGGGACGUGCGCUAAGUAACGGGGGAGGAGGUGGACGGAAACAUGCAACAUAAGUGACAGUGGAAAGCAGGUAGUCUACUACGCAAGAGCGCGCUCCCUCCGGACCUCCUCACUGAACUUUACCCGCUGAGCUCUGACGCGAUGGCUGCUGCCGCCGCCGCUGGUGGUGUCAGUACUCUGGGAGAAGUUGGAGGCGUCUUGCACGGCAUCGAUGGUGUCGCACACGUCGGGUCCCAUUUCCUGCUGAGCCCACUUGGGGACAGUCCGACGCUGCUGGGAGGAGAGCACCUCAUACCUGGGGACAGACUCUCCCGCAGCACCGCGGCGGAUUUAACGCACCUGAAGGGGAUUCUGAGGAGAAGACAGCUGUACUGCAGGACUGGAUUUCAUCUAGAAAUACUUCCGGAUGGCACGGUGCAAGGGACGAGGAAAGACCACAGUCGAUUUGGUAUUUUGGAAUUCAUAAGCCUUGCAGUUGGCUUGAUAAGCAUUCGAGGAGUGGACAGUGGACUCUACCUGGGGAUGAACAACAAGGGAGAGUUGUAUGGCUCUGAGAAGCUCUCGGCAGAAUGUGUCUUCAGGGAGCAGUUUGAGGAGAACUGGUACAACACAUACUCGUCCAACCUCUACAAACACGGAGACAAAGGGACACGUUAUUUUGUGGCAUUAAAUAAAGACGGGACGCCAAGGGAUGGGACUAAAUCGAGGCGGCACCAAAAAUUUACACACUUCUUGCCCAGACCCGUGGAUCCUGACCGUGUUCCAGAACUGUACAGAGACAUCCUGGGACACAGUUGAGACCUGGGAAGCCUGCUGCAGAUCAGGAAUAGCUGCUAAAACCCUGGCAAGCAGGGAGCAGAGAAGAGAAAGAGGGACGCAUGCAGGGAUGUGGCCGAUGCAGGCUGGUGGACAGCAGUCCGCCCAGCGGGGAUAAAGGUGCCGGGGCCUCUUGUAGGAAUGCAUGGUUCAUCUCUCAGCAGCCAGGAAGACAGGUUAGAAUGUCUGCACGCUUGGCAUGAGGGGGUCAUUUGUUUCAGUGGCCGGACGACCCUCAAACUUACCUGCGCGAGGACAGGAGACGGAUCGGAAACAGAGCUGAAUGGUCAGGGAGCAUCUCCUCUGUUGUCUGUUGGACAGAUGUGGAUGUGGAGUCCGUGGGAGUCUGUAGUAUCACAUGCUGGUACUUUUUAUUUGGGUACUGUGUCAGUAAAGCCACAGUCUGUUCAGAAGGACUUUGAAGGAAAUCUGUUUUGUUUUUUUUGUUGUUUUUUUCAUAUCAGCGUUUAAACCUUUUUAAAAAAGAGCAAAGUGUAUCAAUUUAUUUAUUCCUUUUAGAUACAUAUAUUUAUGUUAUAUAUAUAUAUAUUUAUUUAUUUGAGAAUAUAUUUUUACACUUAGAUACAUGAACUAUAGAAAAACCACUAGAAAUUGUAUCGAUUACAUAAAGACUGAGACACUGUACCGUUCAAUCUUUUAUUUUGAAAAAUGCCCAGACAGUGAUAUACUGUAACAUGGCCAAAAAUAUAAAACAUAUAAGCAACAUUUGGAAAACAUCCCCUCAUCUGAAAUGUAUUUUAUUACAAUAAGAUAACUAUGAAUCCAUUCAAAGUGUUUGACACAGUGAUUACAACCAUACUACUGUUACAUGUGUUAUAAUCAGCAUCUGAAGUUGACAUACUGGCAAUACAAACAAUAAAUCUUUUUAAAAAUGA
Molecule: messenger RNA, 2006 nt
Organism: Solea senegalensis (Senegalese sole)
Lineage: Eukaryota; Metazoa; Chordata; Actinopteri; Pleuronectiformes; Soleidae
Gene: fgf20b
Product: fibroblast growth factor 20b
Exons: 3
Coding region: 436-1092 (218 amino acids)
Biological process (GO): animal organ morphogenesis; cell differentiation; positive regulation of cell population proliferation
Cellular component (GO): cytoplasm
Molecular function (GO): growth factor activity; fibroblast growth factor receptor binding
Source: RefSeq, a predicted model, not a curated record